GGGCGGUCCUCGGAGUCGGAAGCCGUCCCCGGCCCGCCCCCAGCACGCGAACCGCCGGCUCCGCCCGCCUCCACCGCCCCAUCUGGCGCCGCCGCCGCUGCGAGGAGGCUUCUGCCGUCGCCGCGCGCAGCGUGCGAGGUUUGGGCAGCUCGGCGAGGCCGCGGCGCCUGCGUCCUCCCGGCGGUCUCCAGACAACUGAAACCUGGCUGCAGCCCGGUUUCUUUCUCCACCCGGUGCCACUGACCCCUGUCCAAAGGAGGACUCCUCGUGAGGACACAGCAGCCCAAAGGAGCCCCACCUGCCCAAGCCUCACCUGCGCCUGUCCUGCUUGUGUCUGCCUGGUGACAGGACGAGCGUCUCUGGCUUUGUGUGCCUGUGGACUGACAUCUGUCCUCUCCAGCAUGAGGGUCUUCUUGCCGGUGCUGCUGGCUGCCCUUCUGGGUGUGGAGCCAGUCCAUUCCCUGGUGUGCUUCUCCUGCGUCAAUCAGAACAGCAAUCUCUACUGUCUGAAGCCCACUGUCUGCUCCUCCUCUGACAACUACUGUGUGACCAUAUCUGCCUCUGCUGGCAUUGGGAACGUCGUGGACUUUGGCCACACCCUGAACAAGGGCUGCUCCCCCAUCUGCCCUGGUCCCAGCGUCAAUCUCGGCGUCGCGGCUGUGGGCACCCACUGCUGCCAGAGCUUCCUGUGCAAUUUCAGCGCAGCUGGUGGGGGACCACGGGCCAGCACCCCACUGCUGGGCCUCGGGCUCCUGCUCAGCUUACUGUCUGUUCUGCUGAGACUGGGCCCCUGACCUCCCAGACCUGUGUCCCCCACACCCCGCAGCUCAGGAAGAAAAGCCCAGUCCCUUGCAGAUCCCAGGAGGCUGUUGGAGCCUCCACUCCUUGGCGUGCCUGAUCCCCCCACUUGGGCUACAACCACCCGGGCACCACCUCUGCCCCAGCCCCUACCCCUCGUGGGGCCUGCUGCCCUCACUUCUAUGGCCAGUUGUGUGACUUUUCUGGAGGAACCAGGGAAGGGAUGAGGGUUCCCCUGAAGUCUUAGGAUCCUCAAGGGCAGGAUUGAGCAUUUUGGACACAGUGAAAGACAUCCAAGCCAUCAGCCCUAGACACACUGGAUGUGGGGUAGGGUGGCGGCGGAGGGUGGGCGUGCUUGCCGGUGGACACCAGCGUGUUGUGCAUGUGUGUGUGGGAGCCCUGUGGGCGCAGUGUUGGGGGGAAGGGACAGGAGAGUCCAGGGCGGCGGCAGCCCCGGGAGCCCAGCUUCACCAAAGCCCCUUCCCCGACCUCUGCACCCACAUUGCACUCUCUUCAGGAGUAGCCUUUCGGGGGCUCCCAGUGCUUCCAGGCCUGGGCUCCUGGCCCCAGGUCCAGCUGAGUCCUGCCCACUGUCCCCUCGCCCCCACACUGGAGCCCUGCUGCUGCUUCGGUGCCUCAAAUAAAAUGUUGCCAC
Molecule: messenger RNA, 1453 nt
Organism: Sciurus carolinensis (gray squirrel)
Lineage: Eukaryota; Metazoa; Chordata; Mammalia; Rodentia; Sciuridae
Gene: Ly6e
Product: lymphocyte antigen 6 family member E
Exons: 5
Coding region: 402-794 (130 amino acids)
Molecular function (GO): acetylcholine receptor inhibitor activity
Source: RefSeq, a predicted model, not a curated record